GCGGCCACUCGCGCCUCUGCUUUUUUUUUUCCUCUCCCCCCCCCUCCCCGCCUCCCAGCCGCGACGCUCUGGGGCUCCGCCGCCGACAUGGGCGCCGCCGCGUGGGCACCGCCACACCUGCUGCUGCUGCGGGCGUCUCUCCUGCUGCUGCUGCUGCCGCCGCUGCCGCUCCGGGGGCAGGCGGCGGGCUCCUGGGACCUGGCCGGUUACCUGCUCUACUGUCCCUGCAUGGGGCGCUUUGGGAACCAGGCCGAUCACUUCUUGGGCUCCCUGGCAUUCGCAAAGCUGCUGAACCGCACCUUGGCUGUACCUCCCUGGAUUGAGUACCAGCAUCACAAGCCUCCUUUCACCAACCUCCAUGUGUCCUAUCAGAAGUACUUCAAGCUGGAGCCCCUCCAAGCCUACCAUCGUGUUGUUAGCCUGGAGGACUUCAUGGAAAAGCUGGCACCCACCCACUGGCCCCCUGAGAAGCGGGUAGCAUACUGCUUUGAGGUGGCAGCCCAGCGAAGUCCUGAUAAGAAGACAUGUCCCAUGAAGGAAGGAAAUCCCUUUGGGCCGUUCUGGGAUCAGUUUCAUGUGAGUUUCAAUAAGUCGGAGCUGUUCACAGGCAUUUCCUUCAGCGCCUCCUACAAAGAACAGUGGAUCCAGAGAUUUUCUCCAAAGGAACACCCAGUGCUUGCACUGCCAGGGGCCCCAGCCCAGUUCCCUGUCCUGGAGGAGCACAGGGCCCUCCAGAAGUACAUGGUGUGGUCAGACGAGAUGGUGAAGACCGGAGAGGCCCAGAUCAGCGCCCACCUCAUCAGGCCCUAUGUGGGCAUUCAUCUGCGCAUUGGCUCUGACUGGAAGAACGCCUGCACCAUGCUGAAGGACGGGACUGCAGGGCCUCACUUCAUGGCCUCCCCUCAGUGUGUGGGCUACAGCCGCAGCACAGCGACCCCCCUCACCAUGACCAUGUGCCUCCCCGACCUUAAGGAAAUCCAGAGGGCUGUGAAGCUUUGGGUGAGGGCACUGGAUGCCAGGUCAGUCUACAUCGCCACAGAUUCUGAGAGCUAUGUACCAGAGAUCCAGCAGCUCUUCAAAGAGAAGGUGAAGGUGGUGAGCCUGAAACCUGAGGUGGCCCAGAUCGACCUGUACAUCCUUGGCCAGGCUGACCACUUCAUUGGCAACUGUGUCUCCUCGUUCACUGCCUUCGUGAAGCGGGAGCGGGACCUGCACGGGAGGCCGUCAUCCUUCUUUGGCAUGGACAGACCCUCUCAGCUGCGGGACGAAUUUUGAUCCCACCUGGAGCCCCCGGCCAGGUGUGGCAGCUCAGGGCGCUCCUGGGACUGCAAGCUCCUCUUCUCCCCUGCCAGAGAUGGAGACCAGAACCAGGGACUUCCUAGAAGAAGAAAGCAUUCCAUCCCCGGCACGGGCUCCACAGCCCUCCAGAGCUGCUCUUAGCUGCAUGUACUUCCCGGGAACACACACAUACAAAGCAGCCCACCUCUGGCUUGGGGCCUGCCCUGCUCUGUGCAGCCUGCAGUGCUGAGCUGUCUCUCAAGCACUUCCUUUAUAAAGAGGAAGAUUUUUUUUUAUAGGGUUUCUUGGCUUGGGGGUGGGGGUCAGGGAGGGAGGAAGGAAGGAGUGAGGUUAAGAUGAUCUCAUAGCCAGGCUGGCCUUGAACUCCUGGUCCUCCUGCCUCUACCCCUAAGUGCUGAGGUUACAGGUGUGUACAAGGAUACUCAGCUGAUCGCUAUAGUUUUGAUGCAAAGCCAUGACUACCUGAGACCCCCCUCCCCUUGUUUUUAAAAACCAGUGGAAUCCCUUAGUACAGAUACCUAAAGUGACCUUACAAAUACAGACAAAGCCAAGGGGCAGGUGGGCCUAUUAGCCACUUUUCCAGGGAUCCCCCAAAGGACUCUUAGACUCCUCCCCACUGCCAGACCCAGCCACCUUCAGCCCUGGGCUCCUCUGGUGACUGCUGCAGGCCACAGUUAGUAGUCGUGCUGUGCAGUACUCUGCAGCAGGUAAGUGCUCACACAGCCAGGGACGGACAGACGGACAGACAGACGGAUGCUGUUAGGGCCUCAGCACCAUCACUGAGCUGGUGGGGAUAGCUAGGCAAGCAGGGUGCUCUGAAGGCUGCUGUCUGUAAGAUCCUUCUCCCAGCCUCUGCCUGUGGUCUCGGCCCUCACGUAGCUAUUCUUCCAGGACUGCUCGCCAGGCCUCCAUUAGUGCAUAGAAGCCUUGUGAAGCCCCAGCUUGGAAGCCGCAGUGUGGUGAGGUCCUUCUGAGGCUGCAGUUCUCGUUCCUGAGAGUCUUGAUUGGGUAGAUCUAGAUCCUGCCUACACAGGGACACUGAGAGACUGGGGCUUCAGGGGUGGCCGUGCUGACCAUCUUGACCGGCACAGGAUUCCUGAAGAGCAGGCGCUGGGGCUCUUGCCUGUGGCGAGCACUGUACUCUUUGUCCCAGUUUCUCCCCUCUAAGUGUUGCGUCUGACAGGUUAUAAGCUUCUAGUCAGCUAGUGUGCGUUAUAAACAUGAAAGAGACCAUGUCCCCUAUGUGGCCAUUGUGGAAUUAAACUGCUGCUUAUUGCUGGCUCAGCCAGGCCAGGCACUGUGCUGGUGCCUUAUGGGCAUCCUCUUGCUUACUUUGGCCCUGGUAUUUUCCCUCUCUUUUUGAUGAAAGAGAGAAUUAUUCUCCCAGGGCUGCACAGCUGUGGAUGAUAAGCCAGAUCUGACCUUAGGAUUGCGUUCUCUCCACUCCUAAACUGUUGCUACCCAGGACACUGCACUGUAGGACACCUGGGGAAAUGGUGGGCCACCCUGGCUGCUGCUGCUGCAUACCUGCUGUUGGCUUCUGCUGCCAGCUCCAGUAAGAGACACAAGAAACAGGAAGCCCACCAGCAGCUUCCAGCCCUCGGGGUAGUUACCUGGUUUCAUUCAGGAAGUGUUUACUGAUCACCUACUGUGUGCAGAGAAGGACAGGUGCAGCAGAGAAAGCCUCCAAAGAGGGUUGCAUUCAGAAAAGAAGAGAAGUACUGUGAAGGAAAGCCAAGGGUAUGGGGACAGGGAAGCCAUUUUAAGUAAAAGGAGAACUUCCUCAGCUCAGGAGGCUGCACAUUGCCAGCAGCAAGCAUGGUGCCUGCCAAGGCCCUGAGGAGCGAGCGAGGGAACAGCGGUAGACAGGCAGAAAGGACAUUCCAUGCACGGAACUUUGUUUGGGGCCACCGGGCCUCCCCACGGGCUUCGGACAGAAGGAGGAUCUGGCCUGUGUUUAUGAGGAAAUGGAGGAGGGGGGGGCCGAAGCAGAGCUGGUGCUGGCUUGAGUGGGUGACCAGCCCACUGGCCUGGAGGUGGGAGAAGAACUGCAUUCUGAGUGUACCGAGUUGUUUUUGUAAUUCCCUUUUUACAAAGAUCCCAAUCUACAUGACCAGGCAGUAUAUUCUGUUUAAUGUCGGGUUUUUACUUAACUACACAUCAUGUUUUCACUGUUCACACAUAGCUGAGUAAAUGCUUUUAAUUAUGUGAAUUUCCACUAUUUCCCAUAUUUGUGAUUCACCUACUAUGAGACAUUCAGUAUGUUCCCAGUUUUUACUAUUGUGAUUUUAAAAUAGCUACCUGCAAAGCUUUUUCUUUAAGAUACAAAUUAGGAGCUGAGCUGUAGUAGCUCAUGCUUUUAGUCCCACCCAGCACUUGGGAGGGAGAGGCAAGUGGGUCUCUGAGUUUUGAGUUCAAGGCCAACCUGAUCUACAGAGCAAUUUCUAGGACAGCCAAGGCUACACAGAGAAACCCUGUCUCAAAAACAAACAAAUUAUGAUAAAUUCCCAGAAGUGAAUUUGUUCAAUAUAAGACUUUAUAUCAUAAGAAUAUUCAAUUGUGCACAAAAAUUGUGAAUCUAAUAAACUGAGCUCACAGUA
Molecule: messenger RNA, 3899 nt
Organism: Peromyscus maniculatus bairdii (prairie deer mouse)
Lineage: Eukaryota; Metazoa; Chordata; Mammalia; Rodentia; Cricetidae
Gene: Pofut1
Product: protein O-fucosyltransferase 1
Biological process (GO): regulation of Notch signaling pathway; protein O-linked glycosylation via fucose; Notch signaling pathway
Cellular component (GO): endoplasmic reticulum
Molecular function (GO): peptide-O-fucosyltransferase activity
Source: RefSeq, a predicted model, not a curated record